GAUGUGCUAAUAUUUAGGACGCUGGGGCUCAUGCGCUCACGCCUUUUAAAGCAAUAACAUCUGUAGACAACCUGUUGAAGCAGCAAAGAAUCGCAUAGUCAACAUUUUAGCACACCGAUAUGUCAACAAAAGUUGCAGUGGUGACUGGUUCCAAUAAAGGCAUAGGAUAUGCUAUUGUAAGGGGACUUUGUAGGCAAUUUAAAGGCGAUGUCUUUCUCACGUCAAGGAAUGAAGAACUUGGUAAAAAGGCAAUUCAAAGCUUAAAUGAUGAGGGCCUCUUCCCUAAGUAUCAUCAGCUUGAUAUCACAGAUCAAACAAGCAUUGAGAGAUUUAAAGACUUUAUAAAAGGUACUUACGGGGGUCUUGAUAUCCUGAUUAAUAAUGCCGGAAUCGCGUAUAAGCAAGCAUCAACCGCCCCUUUUGAGGAGCAAGCAGAAAUAACUCUCAAAACAAACUAUUUUGGAACUGUGGCUAUUUCAGAUGUACUUUUCCCGCUUUUGAGACCUCAUGCUAGAGUGGUAAAUGUAUCCAGCUUGGCCUGCAACUUUUCUAUAACAAAAUGUAGCCCAGAAGUGCAAGCUAAGUUCCUCAAUAAUGCCAUAACAAAACAAGAGUUGACGGAUUUGAUGAAUGAUUUCAUUCAAGCAGCAAAAACUGGAGAUCACGAGAAGGAAGGUUAUUCAAAUAGCGCUUAUGGAAUGUCCAAAGUUGGAGUUACCGUUCUUUCACAAAUUCAACAUCGCGAGCUUUCCGUAGAUCCCAGGGAAAACAUCAUUGUGAAUGCCUGUACUCCAGGAUAUGUAGACACUGAUAUGACCUCGCACAAAGGUCCAAAAACUAUUGACGAAGGUGCAGAUACACCUAUUUAUUUGGCUCUUCUUCCGGAAGGCACCACCAGUCCAGCUGGUGAAUUUGUAGCGGAUAGAAAAGUUAAGAGCUGGAGUGAAAAUACACAAAUUUCUUAACUCUUUCUGUUUAUAAAAGGUUAAACGGACAUAAACAAAUUCAGUAUUUGGUUGAAAUCUACAUUAUAUAUUAUUCAUUUUAAAUUUCUUAUUGAAAAAUAAUGUUUCUGAUAUUUUACAAUUCUUGUUAUGUAUAUAUUUUGUCAUAAUACAUGCUUUUCCCAAAACAUUUAUUAAACUAUAU
This is a messenger RNA of Saccostrea echinata, 1149 nucleotides long. Its product is annotated as carbonyl reductase [NADPH] 1-like. Gene Ontology annotation, molecular function: carbonyl reductase (NADPH) activity. The record is from RefSeq and is a predicted model, not a curated record. Lineage: Eukaryota; Metazoa; Mollusca; Bivalvia; Ostreida; Ostreidae. The transcript is spliced from 2 exons. Bases 120 to 965 code for a protein of 281 amino acids.